Messenger RNA from Athalia rosae (coleseed sawfly), 5788 nucleotides. It is a transcript of the gene Err, whose product is annotated as steroid hormone receptor ERR2. Gene Ontology annotation, molecular function: zinc ion binding; steroid binding; sequence-specific DNA binding. Bases 1529 to 2923 code for a protein of 464 amino acids. The record is from RefSeq and is a predicted model, not a curated record. Gene Ontology annotation, cellular component: nucleus. The transcript is spliced from 9 exons. NCBI's taxonomy places the organism in Eukaryota, Metazoa, Arthropoda, Insecta, Hymenoptera, Athaliidae. Gene Ontology annotation, biological process: regulation of DNA-templated transcription.
GGUUUAAUCGUUCGAGGGUAAUGUUGAAAAUGACCAAGUAUCCGAUUCGUCGAUCGUAGUACUACGUAGGUACGUACGUACGUACGUACGUAUGUACACACGUACUGUAUGUACUCGCUGUCAGAGGUAGUUGCUGCGUCGCUGCGUCAGGCGUCGCGGUUCUCAAAGCCGGCCUCCUAGCCGCCUAGCGCUGUUACUCUCCUUGCAAAAGCUGCUCAAAUUUUGUUAGGAGGCAACAGCGAACAGAGUCUCGCGAAACUCCGGAACCGCACAACACACACUGCAGUAGUCAACUCUAGUCGAGAUCGGCCCGCCGUGCCGUUCGUUACCACUACUUAUUAUCGUUACUGUUAUUAUUAUAUAUACAUACAUAUGAUAUAUAGUAUAUACAUGAUACAUAUACACAAAUAUAUAUAUAAAGAGGAGGAAAUAAUACGCGUUAUUCGCGAAACGCUUCGGUUUAAAAAUCAUCGUAUCGUCCUCGCACUUUGUUAAUCGUCGUUAAAAAAAAUUGAAAAAAAAAAACCAACAAACGCAAUCAAACAUUAACAAAAAUUAUAACUACCUACGUUGUUCUCUCCAAAACGAUAAUAAAAAUUAAUUGAAACCGAAGAAGACGAGAAAAAAAGAAAAAACUUUUUCGAAUCAUCGAUCAUUGGAUAUUAACAAAAACGAAAAAGAACAGAAUAACGAUAUUGAUGACGAAGACGUUGAAUUAAUAAAUAAUCGGUAAUCCUUGAUUUUGACAAAAUAAUAAAAAUAUGUGUAAAGGUGUUUUGUUGUUGCUGCUGUUGUUUUUUGUGUGUGUGCACAAAACAUUAUUAUGAAGACGCUUACGAUGUAUCGAAAAUUGUUAAUAACAUUAUUUGGUUUUUGAAACUAUUUCUCUUCUUUUUAUUUUAUUUUAUUUUUGUUUAAUACUACUACCACUACCAAUACCAGUUUUACCACUACCACCUCUACCACUGCUGCAAUACGGAUCUACCUCAUUAUUGCUAUUGAUUAAUUGAUAUAAACUUAUAAGAAACAAAAAUUAAUGAAAAUAGUUAUUAAACAUUUGUUUAUCACAAUUUAUUAUCAAAUUUAUAUAUGAAUAUAUUACUUAUAUCCUAUGUAACAUACGUACAGAUAACUCGUCGUUGAACGACUUAUUGAAUAUAACAAUUAAUUAGUAAAUUUGGAUAAAUCAGAUCAUUUUUAUAACUACAACAACAACAAUAAUAAUAAUAUUGAUAAUAAUCACUCGUGGCAAAGUAAUCUAUAUUUAAUAAAUAUUUCCCUGAGAAGCAACAAAAAAAAUCUAAUAAUAAAUAAAAACAUACACGAAGUACGGUCAUGAAUAACAAAAAAUUAAUAAAAAAUGAUACAGUAAAAAUAUUUUUUUAACUCGAUUAAGAAACCGUGAGAGAGUAUAAUUUACUCUGCAACGAAAACAAUUAAAUAAAUAAAUAACAAAGAUAAAGAAAGAAUCAAUGAAUUAAUUUUUACAGUGUAACUGACUUAUAUUAUUUAAACAACUUCACAUUAAAUGUACCCCGGAGGAACAAUUUGCGAUACCACAAUGGACGCAUGGAUGUACGACGUGGUAUCUAUGAUGUCAGGUGGUGACGGUGGACCGACAGUAAUGGUCGGAAAUAAUAGAACUAUACCUAAUAUAAAACAGGAAGUGGAGAAUCCGACAACCCCAUCGCAAAAUUACCAUCAAGUUUGUUCACCAACGACCACCCUACACCAUCAAGAUGUGGUAUGUGGUCAGGUCGACAUUCCUGAUUACGGGGGCGGAGGGGGGAGUCCUGGGAGUCCUGAGAGGCAUCACUGUUCAUCCACAACCCAACCUAUGGGAAUGGCCGAGGGAGGCAUCAAAGAGGAAGACAUGCUGCCCCGGAGACUUUGUCUCGUCUGUGGUGAUGUUGCUAGUGGAUUUCAUUACGGUGUUGCAUCGUGUGAAGCUUGUAAAGCCUUUUUCAAAAGGACGAUACAAGCGAGUAAUUUUACAGGAAAUAUCGAGUACACCUGUCCAGCUAAUGGGGAGUGCGAGAUAAAUAAAAGGAGAAGAAAAGCCUGCCAGGCUUGUAGAUUUCAAAAGUGCCUCAGACAAGGAAUGCUCAAGGAAGGUGUCAGGCUCGACAGAGUUAGGGGAGGAAGGCAAAAGUAUAGGAGAUCUACCGAACCAUACGCCAUGAUGGCUAGCAUUAAACUUGAAGCUAACGUCGGACCAGCAGUUGUAUCUGCGGAAACAAAUAACAAAUUGGUGGAAGCUCUUAUCACCUGUGAACCGGACAUGCUGCAAGCUUCAAGCCCUUCUCUAACUUUGGAUACCGAUCAACGCGUCCUAGGACAACUCUCGGAUCUAUACGAUCGAGAGCUUGUCGGUAUCAUAGGCUGGGCCAAACAAAUACCUGGUUUUAGCGGAUUAGCGUUAAACGAUCAAAUGCGUUUGCUCCAGAGUACGUGGGCUGAAAUCCUAACAUUUAGUUUGGCAUGGAGGAGCGUACCCAAUUGUGGAAAGCUGAGAUUUGCUCAGGAUUUUACUGUGGAUGAACGAAUUGCCAGAGAGUGUCACUGCGUCGAACUUUACGCCCAUUGUAUACAGAUCGUUGAAAGACUCCAACGGCUUAGUUUAUCCAGAGAAGAAUUUUACGUACUGAAAGCGUUGGUACUGGUUAACAGUGACGCAAGAUUAGACGAACCUCAAUCUUUGGUUCGAUUUCGAGAUGGAAUAUUAAACUCUCUUUCAGACUGUGUUGCAGCUGUGAGGCCUGGUCAGGCAAUUCGUUCUACGCAAAGUAUGUUCCUAGUCCUUCCGAGUCUCAGGCAAGCCGAUGGCAUAGUGAGAAAAUUUUGGACCAGUGUUUACAGGACGGGAAAAGUACCCAUGAAUAAACUAUUUGUCGAAAUGCUCGAGGCAGCUUGUUAUCGAUGAAACUUUUAGCACAUCUUUUCUCACCGUAUUGCUGCUCCACUAAAAUUCUUAUACUGACUAACAAUAUCUUCGAAUCGGCUCGUUAUAAUUCGUCACACAAAGACGAAGCACAGGUUUAUCAGCGGGACUUGAUAUAAUUCUUUAGAAUCUAAUCACAUAUGAAAAAAAGAACAUUUUAUUUUAUUAAAGAUAGAUGUAGAAUUUUUGUUUCCGUCAACAAGUAUUUUCUUAAUUUCUAUUUUUGAGGAUCGUAUAGUGUUACGAUAAUUGUUAGAAGAAAUAAUUUUUUUUCUCAUCAAGUUUAUCCGUUUUGUGAGUGGUAGCGAGUCGUUUUCGAAGUAUAGGUUGGCUAUGUAUUAAGUUAGUGUGAUAUAUCUGGAUAUGAGUCCUAUUUCAUGGUGACGCCAAAAUACCUAUCCAUUCGAGGAGCGUCAGUUCUAAUACCCAGAGAUAUGAGAAAUCGAAAUGUAGUCCUCACUACCUGUGACUUUAUAAGCCAGUGGGGUGAAAUAACCUCACGGGUUAAAAGUUGAUGAAUGAAAUAUAAUGAAAACAAUGAGGAGAAAAGAAGAAAAAUAGUGAGAUAAAGAAUAGCGUAUUUUUACGUCGAUAUGAUAAUUUGAUGGAAUCAUUUAUGCGAUUUCGAGAAUCGAACUGUGAAUACCCAUAAUAAUAACGAACGAAUAAGUAUAGUAGUGUGAUAUUUUCCAACUGUAUAUAGAAUUUAGAAAAGAAAAGUUUAAACAAAUGAUCAAAAAAUAGCAAAAACUAGAAAGUAAGAAAUUAAAAGGUCUAGAAAAUACGAGAAGAUGAAAUCGGUCCAAACAAAACAAAACGUAGAAUGCAGAGAAAAGUGAGAAUUGUUUUUUUUUUCCGGCGUUACCACAACGUUUAUUGGUAACUUGAGAAAAAUCGACGAAAACUAGAUGAAUCAUGAAACGAAUGCGUGUAAAUUUUUUUUUUCUUAUCUAUUCAUUAGGGAAUACUAAUAAUAAUGAUGAUAAUGAUGACGAUGUAUUGUACAAAGAAAAGCGAAUUACCAGUAAGUAAUUUAAUAAAUAAGCGAAUAAUUAAGUACGUAAUCAAUUAAUCACAUAUGAAGUAGAGGUGGUAAUGUGAAGUAAAUAAACUCCACUACGAUGAUUCUGUUGAUACAAAAGUAAACUAACUGAAAUAAGUAAAUCGUUUCAAUUAUAUACAUACAUAUACAUAUGUAAUAUUAAUUACCGGUCAAGUGACCACGGUGGAAAUAAGUCGGCAAUAUGUUCCAUAUAUAUACACAUAUACGAACUUAACGCUAUAUGUACACAAAUGUAAAAUUAUUAAAGAAUAGUAAUAGUCAUAACAACAACAAGAACAACAACAAUAAUCAUGAUGGUAGGAACUUGGCGGCGAUUCGCUGCCGCGAAUCUUAGUUCAUAUAAAGUCGUGAAUAAUAAAAAACAAGAAAAAUCGCAUCGUGAUGAAAUCCUACAAAGACUAGUUUUAAGAUCCUACACCCUUGGUCUAUUUCACAUGUGAAAUACACAUGAUUACGUUGUACAAGUACGUACAUAAAUCAAUGUCUCACACAUUAUCGAUUAUCACCACAACAAUUCGUCAUCAUUAUUGAUGAUCUAGCGAUGUUGAACAAACUUGAAACCUAUUAUUUAUACAUAAUACAUCGCGUGAAAAAAAAAGUGAUAAAACGUUUUGAAGUGAACAACAAAAAGCAUAUACGUAUAUCAACAACGAACAAUAAUCACAAUGAUAAUGAUUUUAAGUUUUCAGUCAAUUUUUUCUGUUGUUUCAAAUACCGCUGUGACCGCCGCUGCUGAUGCUGUCACUAAAAGUAGAAAAAUAACAUUCAGGGAUCUUAUUAGUUAUUGUAAUUACUUUAAUUUUAAUUAUUAAUAUUGUUAUAAGCGUUAUUGUCAUUAUUACCAUUAUUAUUAUUGUUAUGAUUAUUGUUAUGAAAAACGACUUAUUAUAGAAGAAAGCAAACUAUGCGGAGUUGUAGCAGCUAGAAGUAAGUAGCAAUCGUAACGAUGCAAAUAAUUUAAUAACACCGGCAAAGAUUUUUUUUCCAUCAUCAAAUAGGUACCCAUAAUUUUUAUCACCAUCACAAUUAUUAUUUUUUUGUCCCUCUUUUGUUUAGCGUUACGAUAUUGAUGACAAGAUGUCAUUACGGUGGUAAUUAUUGUGAUUAAGAAAAAAAAAACAACUAACUUAUGGCUGUUCAAAAUCACGGCGAUGUAAAAAAACUGGGUGAAUGCGUAGGUAAUUAAUUCUCCCCACCAAAUGUAUUUUUAUAGUUAUUGAAUUUUAUUUUGAUGUUACGCCAAUUAUUUUGGUAAGCAUUGAGAAUUUUUUUAUUUAGAAAAACAAACUGGUGAACUUUUCAAGAAUAGAUUUAGGUAAUCCUUUUUUGUUUGAAUGAAAUAUAUUUUCACAAUAAUUCGCGAUAAUCCCAGAUUUAAUCGCUGCCGUGAUGGUAGAAUUGUAGACUCAGGGUUGCAAGACACAAACAAAUAUGAAACAAAUAAGUUUAAUAUAUAAUUAUAUUCAAUAAUGAUAAAAAAAGAAAAAUUAAUGCUAACAAAUAAUAGUAUGCAUUGAUAUACUUAUGUAUAUUAUCAAUUGAAUAACUAUCAUAAAUUUAUGCUGUUCGAGAAGGAAGAAGAUAAACCAACAAAAAUAAAACAUCACGCAUACGUGAAUUUAUAUCAUAGGUAAAUAUCUAAUACCUAUACCCAUACAUCCACAUGCAUAUAGGAGAUGAGGAUGUAUAAAGAUGAAAUCGAUUCAAUAAUCAUGUAUGGAAGUUAUUUUUGAAAUAAACGAUCGUGCAAGGUCUUUGGAAAAAAUGGAAGAAAAAAAUAGAAA